This is a messenger RNA of Peromyscus leucopus (white-footed mouse), 1928 nucleotides long. RefSeq names its product RIO kinase 3 (gene Riok3). Gene Ontology annotation, cellular component: cytosol; preribosome, small subunit precursor. Bases 171 to 1730 code for a protein of 519 amino acids. The record is from RefSeq and is a predicted model, not a curated record. Lineage: Eukaryota; Metazoa; Chordata; Mammalia; Rodentia; Cricetidae. The transcript has 13 exons. Gene Ontology annotation, molecular function: ATP binding; protein serine/threonine kinase activity. Gene Ontology annotation, biological process: protein phosphorylation; maturation of SSU-rRNA.
AGGGCGGAAGAGAAGCGGUGCAGUUCCGGAGGCGGCCGCGGCCGCCGCCAUCUGUCACCUCGUCUCCGGCACCGGCAGCGGCUUGCCAGUGCCCUGGCCGUUCGUUUCCUCGGCGGAGCCCGCUCCUCGUCCUGCCAUCUCUCCGUCCUCGCGCCCGCCUCCUUCGCCGGAUGGAUCUGGUCGGAGUGUCUUCACCUGAGCCGGGGCCCGCAGCAGCCUGGGGAGCCAGUAAGUGCCCAUGGGCUACCCCUCCAAACACAGUGUCCUGCUCACUGACCGAGGUGAUGAGUGAAGAGUUGGCCAAAGAGCUGCAGCUGGAAGAAGAGGCGGCCGCUUUCCCUGAAGUCGUUGUUGCUGAAGGACCAUUCAUUUCUGGAGAGAAUGUGGACACUUCCAGUGACCUAAUGCUGGCUCAGAUGCUACAGAUGGAAUUUGACAGAGAAUAUGAUGCACAGCUUCGGCGUGAAGAAAAGAAGUUCAAUGGUGAUAGCAAAGUUUCCAUUUCAUUUGAAAACUAUCGAAAAGUACAUCCUUUUGAAGACAGUGACAGCUCUGAAGAUGAGGUUGACUGGCAGGACACUCGUGAUGACCCCUACAGACCAGCAAAGCCAAUUCCUACUCCAAAAAAGGGCUUUAUUGGAAAAGGAAAAGACAUCACCACUAAGCAUGAUGAAGUGGUAUGUGGGAGAAAGAACACAGCAAGAAUGGAAAAUUUUGCACCCGGCUUUCAGGUAGGAGAUGGAAUUGGAAUGGAUUUAAAGCUGUCCAACCACGUUUUCAAUGCUUUAAAACAACAUGCCUACUCAGAAGAGCGCCGAAGUGCCCGGCUCCAUGAGAAGAAGGAGCAUUCUACCGCGGAAAAAGCAGUUGAUCCUAAGACACGCUUACUUAUGUAUAAAAUGGUCAACUCUGGAAUGCUGGAGACAGUCACUGGCUGUAUUAGUACAGGAAAAGAAUCUGUUGUCUUUCAUGCCUAUGGAGGGAGCCUGGAGGAGGACAAGGAAGAUGGUAGAGCUGUACCAACCGAAUGUGCCAUCAAGGUAUUUAAAACAACCCUGAAUGAGUUUAAGAACCGUGACAAAUACAUUAAAGAUGAUUUCAGGUUUAAGGACCGCUUCAGUAAACUAAAUCCACGUAAGAUCAUCCGCAUGUGGGCAGAGAAAGAAAUGCACAAUCUUACAAGAAUGCAGAAGGCUGGAAUUCCUUGUCCAACAGUUGUACUGCUUAAGAAGCACAUUUUAGUAAUGUCUUUCAUUGGCCAUGAUCAAGUUCCAGCCCCUAAAUUGAAAGAAGUAAAGCUUAGUAGUGAAGAGAUGAAGGACGCCUACCAUCAGACUCUGCAUUUGAUGCAGCAAUUAUAUAAUGAGUGUAACCUUGUGCAUGCUGAUCUCAGCGAGUAUAACAUGUUGUGGCAUGCUGGAAAGGUCUGGUUGAUUGACGUCAGUCAGUCUGUAGAACCAACCCAUCCUCACGGCCUGGAGUUCUUAUUCCGUGACUGUAGGAAUGUUUCACAGUUUUUCCAGAAAGGAGGAGUAAAGGAAGCCCUUAAUGAGCGGGAACUCUUCAAUGCUGUUUCUGGCUUGAACAUCUCAGCAGACAACGAAGCUGAUUUCUUAGCUGAGAUAGAAGCUUUGGAGAAAAUGAAUGAAGAUCACGUUCAGAAGAACGGGAGGAAAGCAGCCUCGUUUCUGAAAGAUGAUGGAGGUCCGCCUGUGCUGUCUGCAGAAUAGCGCCAGUACCACUGCCCUCUGCCAACAGCAGCGAUCGCCAGCUGCCGACAGCCAGCGAGUGUGGCUGACUUACACACCAAAGCAGGAGUGGACAGUGCUGCUCCUGUGCGUCCCACUUGUUACCCACGUGCCAGACGUGUGGAAUUUUUAACUCGGCAUUGAAAGAAUAAAAUGUCACUACCUCUCAUCUCACGAAAA